Molecule: messenger RNA, 417 nt
Organism: Striga asiatica
Lineage: Eukaryota; Viridiplantae; Streptophyta; Magnoliopsida; Lamiales; Orobanchaceae
Source: the annotation of a GenBank genome assembly
AUGACACUAAUGUCUAAUCACGCCUCAAUCCUCGCCAUAGAUUCGGCGGUUGUGGCGGUGAUUCAGGGCAACUCUUCGACGGUGAGGGCGGGGCGGCAUGUCCUUUCUAUCGGGCCUUUGAUGGGCAGGAUUGAGGCCUACGUCGGCUUCGCCCCCAAUUUUACCACGUCUCCAGGGAGGCUUUCGGCCAUUUUCGGGAGCUCUAGCCGGGGAAGUGUGGGGAUGGGGUUGGUGUGGGUCUCCCGGGUGCGGCUCCGAGUUGGUCCUAUGCUCGUUUGGGGUGGAUCUAUGUUAGCCCGUCAUCUUCGGUUGAAGAGAGUUGCUAGGUUGCGUCCCGAGAUUUGGGCUAUCUUGGAUGUGUCGUUUCGGCUUUCGUCCUGUGUGUGGUGUUGUGUUGGGGUGGUUGUCGGCUAUUAG